AUGGCCGCCCCCCCCCGCCUCGGCAUCCAGAUGCUGCUGGAGGCCGCCGAGUUCCUGGAGCGGCGGGAGCGAGGUACCCCCCGCGCCCCUCCCGGUACCCCCGGUGUCCCCGGGCGCCCCGCGGUGACCCGCGCCCGCCGUUGUGUCUCCGCAGAAGCCGAGCACGGUUACGCCUCGCUGCGGCCCGGCGGGAAGGACGGGGAGGCCCCGCGGCGCCGCGCCAAGGCCCGGAGGAGCGGCAGCGGCGGCAGGUCGACGCACAAUGAGAUGGAAAAGAACAGGCGUGCCCAGCUCCGGCUGUGCCUGGAGAGGCUGAAGGGGCUGGUGCCACUGGGGGCUGCGGCCGGGCGGCACACGACACUCAGCCUCCUCACCAGGGCCAGGCUCCACAUCCAGAAGCUGGAGGACCAGGAGCGCCGGGCCCUGCACCAGAUGGAGCAGCUGCAGCGGGAGCAGCGGCACCUGCAGCGGCAGCUGGAGAAGCUGGGCAUGGAGCGGGUCAGGAUCGACAGCAUCGGCUCCAGCCUUUCCUCCGAGCGCUCCGACUCGGAUCGAGAAGAGAUGGAUGUGGAUGUGGAGAGCACGGACGACCUCCCCGCCGACCUGGACUGGAGCAGCAGCAGCCCCAGCGACUCGGACGAGCGCGGGAGCCUCCAGAGCCUGGGCAGCGACGAGGGAUAUUCCAGCUCCGGCGGGACCAGGGCCAGGCUGGCCGGCAGCCGUAAGCUUCCCGUCGGGAUAUAGGGAGCUGUUCCCGCGGCCGCCGUCCCCUUGGGAUCCCGUUAGCCAGCACACCGACCCUGCCAGCAUUCCCUGCACGGAAAUACCGAACAUCGCACAGCUCCAGCCGCUCCCGGGGCUCCGUCUGCACCGCCAGCCUCUCUGGCCGAGCCUUCUCCGCCAGGCCCGACAUUCCAGCCACGCCUGAAGCGCCCGGGAAUAUCCUGGCACUAACAGCAACCUCAGGAGCCUUCCCCGGGCUCCUUCCCAGGCUGUCACUGCCCGCUAUUCCCGAUCUUCUCUACGCUUGGGUGGCGACAUCGUGUUCCUAAUCCUCAGGACUGAAGAAGCUGAGUUUCUGGGAGCAGAUCCGAAGAGAGACCCGGUCCUUUGUGGAGUUUCCAUCCGUGACGGAGCGGAGCCAGGCUGGGAACACAGAGCAUUUUGGGCACAGGGAUCAGCCUCAGUCGGGGGUUCCUUCCCCCGACUCUAAAUAUUCAGGGACACCCCAUCCCAGCCCUCCUGUCGUCCCGGAGCGUUCCUGGCGUGGGGAGCAGCGCUCAGAGCCAUCCUCGCCCCUCGGGUCGGCCACCUCCGGGCUGGGAAGUUUCUGCCCUCCCUAAACCCGAAAGGGACGUCCCAGCUCCCUUUGUGGCGCGGCAUUCCAGAGCCCUGGAAUUCCUUUUCCACGCUUCUAGUCUCGGGGACAAUUUUUUCUACCUCGGAGGGAGCCCACGGACUCUCUCCACCCCUUCAGCACAAAGAUGAUGCCUCUGCUCAGCAAUAACCCCACGGGACUCCCCGGAUCGUGUCCAUCCAUCCGGGAUUUUUCCAGGCUCGCGGAGGAUUCCAGAAGCCACCACAGGGAGGGAAGCCCCGGGGGUCAGGGGGGUUCUGAGCCAGAGCACGCGUCGGCUGCCAGUGGUGUGGGUUCGUUUCCCGAUGCACUGGAGGGAGCAUCCCCACCACUUCCUGCUCCUGGAGAUGCUCUGGGAAUGUUGACAUGUAGAGAGCUCUGCUUCCAGCACUUUCCUUUUCCCCUGGAGUGCUCCAAGGGCUUUUCCAGCCCCGUGGAUCCGGCCAGACCCUGGUGAGGAGUCGGCAAGGAGCUCUCCAGGGCUUUUCCCAGCUCUGGGAUACAAACCCUGACCCUCUGCCAGUCCCUUUCAGGAAUCGCCAGUGCUGAAAGGCAUCGAGAUGCUCCAUGGAGUACAAGGGGAUGAGCAGCAGGAGACUCCAGUGCUUUUUCUUUUCCUUUGUCCUUUCCCCUUUUCCUGUUUCCCUUUUCUCCUUC
This is a messenger RNA of Pseudopodoces humilis (Tibetan ground-tit), 2014 nucleotides long. The record is from RefSeq and is a predicted model, not a curated record. NCBI's taxonomy places the organism in Eukaryota, Metazoa, Chordata, Aves, Passeriformes, Paridae.